AUGUAUCGUAUCACAUAUGUGUGUGUAACGUCGUCGUGUGCAAGUACGAAGUCUUCCCACUACGUCCCAUACAAAGAUAACCGCGCGUCCAAGUUGCGUUAUGAGUUGAAGAGGAAUCAUUCGACGGAUACGAUAACAAUACGCAGUAACUCACGCUCGUCCAGCAAAUAUUCAGUCCGGUCAUAUGAACCUAUUCCUCACAGUAGGAUAGAGAUAGACAUUCGAAAUGGCGCACAUUCAAGACCAGCUUCACCAAAUAUUAAUUUCGUGAGACUAAAUUAUCGUCCAAGAUCUAUUGGUUCAGCCAACAGAAGUUAUAAAAUUGAUAAAGAGAAUGCCUGCAGUAGAAAAUGCAAUGCUGAAACUGUACAGCAUACCAGCAACAUCAGUUUGGCAAGUGAUGAUACUAUUGCGAAGGAAACAGCUAGUCAAAACUCCAUAAAAGGAAAAUUAAAUAUUGGAAGACAGUCGAGACCACUCACAAGGACGGAAUUUCAUCCAAGACCCAUUUCUAUUCCAGAACCUGUUGGAGUAUGGAAAGCUACCACAACACCAAUGAGGGGCACUGCUGUGCCCAAUGCCGAGCCUAGCAUAGAAGAAUGGAAUUUACUGCAUAAAAGCUCAAGAUUAUCAUCUCUCAAGCACAGAAGUGUUUCUAGCAAUAGAACUCCUAGGAGAAGAAUUACGAGAGGCAGUAGCCAACACAACUUCAAGCCCCAGUUAGAAGAUAUACAGAGUUCAUUUCUGAUUUUAAAUAAAGAAUAAUCAAAAAAGGUAAGACAGAGAAUUUUAGUUAUGUUUUACUUAUAAGCAUUUCUUAGAAGACACUUAUAAUAUGAAGAGAAAAA
Messenger RNA from Aricia agestis (brown argus), 848 nucleotides. RefSeq lists its product as uncharacterized. The record is from RefSeq and is a predicted model, not a curated record. The coding region runs from base 1 to 765 and encodes 254 amino acids. Lineage: Eukaryota; Metazoa; Arthropoda; Insecta; Lepidoptera; Lycaenidae. The transcript has 10 exons.